CUCCCUAGUUAAAAACGCUAUCAUUUGUCAAGCCUAGGGUUGCUUGAGCGGGCCUUCUGGUCUCGGGUUUUAAUGUUUGAAAUUGGAUCGAACCCGAAGUAAAACCCUAAAUCUUAAUGCUCAAUCUCUAUCCCUUCUCCGUGGAAGAGCCGGACCGCCAGCGCCAAUCUUUCUCCUCCGCCGUCGUAGGCCUUCCUCCGCCGCGGACCGCCGUCCGCGACCGACCUCGGGACUUGGUUUCUUCAAUGGGAGAAAAACAAGAGAAAGAUAAAUUAAAGAAAGAGGAACCAAAAAAGGGUGAUCUUCAGUUCGAAUGGGGCUUAAAGAGAGGAGUUGGCGGUUUGAAGAAGGAUGUUCAGUUCUACGAAUCUUUCACAUUUGAUGAAGUAGAUUACAGGUUGUACGAUUCUGUGUAUCUUUUCAAGAGGGGCGAAACCGAGCCGUAUAUUGGGAAAAUAGUGAAAAUUUGGGAGCACGGCGAAGGAAAGAAGAAAGUUAAGAUCUUGUGGUUUUUCAAGCCCAGUGAGAUUGUUAACUAUUUAGGGGAUUAUCAACCGUCAGAGAAGGAGAUAUUUUUAGCAUCCGGAGAAGGUGUCGGCCUCGCAAAUAUUAAUCCGCUGGAAUCUAUAGCUGCCAAAUGCUCCGUAAUCUGCACGUCAGAAGAUACAAGGAACCCACAGCCUUCCAAGGAUGCAUUGCAAAGGGCUGAUUUCUUAUUUUCUCGCACUUUUGAUGUUGGGAAAUUUAUAAUAUCAGAUAAAUUACCAGAAAAGAUUGCUGGGAUUGAAGUUAAAUCUCUUCUCAACCGAGAGGACGACCAAGUAAGAAGCCCUGUUUCCAUAACCGAAGAAAAUGGCACUGAUAUUAAGGGAAAAGCAGACGCAGGUACUGCUUCAAUUGCUUUGUCGAAUUCAGAGAAUUUAAAAUCAGAGGAGAACAAGGUAAAGAUUGAUAAACCUGGACCUACCUUAUCAUCAAAAGAUAAAGCCAUCACAAAGAAGCGUCAAGCUGAAGUUGAAGGUCGUCUUGUGGGGACUAGUGUUACAAAAUCAAAAAUUGAGUCUUCUCGAGAUAUAGAAGGCACUAAUAGCUUUGCAUCUAAUGAUAAACCUUCCAAGAAGAUGAGAAUCAGUGAUGAUUCUGCAAAGCCUGAUGAUUUACGAAAGAACAAACAUGCUACUGAUUCAAAUAAAUCUGAUGAAGAUGAUUCUGCUAAAGGUUCAAUCUCCUUGCACAAAGAGAAUGUUGAAAAGAUGAAGCUGAUUGAGAAGAAAGUCAAUUCAUCCAGCGAAUCGCUGCAGAAUGUGCCUUCUGCUUUUCCAGUGAAAAAUAACACAAAAGCAGAGUCUCAGAUGGUUGAAGUAAGUCGAAGACCAGACACGGAUAGGAGCAAAUGGUUCAAGGGACUUUCCUGGGAGAGUAGGAUACAAAAGGCUCAUGAACAGGGAACGUUAGUGCUCCUUCACAAUUUUGAUCGCUCCUUCACAUCGACAGAAAUUGAGGAUAUCAUGUAUCAUUAUCUUAACCUGAACUGCUCAGCAAAGGUGAUUCCAAGGUUGCCGCCGUACCAUAAUCCUCACUAUGGUGAAGCAUACGUUGUUUUUAAAUCGCGUGAUGCAGCAAAUGAGGCAGUUCAAAAGAUUAAUACAGGAUGUUUAAUGGAUGGAAGUCCCUUCGUGGCCAGUAAAGGUAUGUUGCCGAUGCCUCCAAAGACAACUACACUUGUUGGUCAUCUUACAGUCAACAGGAGGAGGCUGCAAAGGGAGGAAAUGAGAAAGGCUGUAUCAACAUCUCACUGCUCUCAGCCUAACACGAUUGAGUACGAAAUGGCGAUGGAUUGGUUUUUACGCCAAGAGAAAACUGUAACUUGUUUGAACCAAUUAUAUAAGGGACAAGGUGAUGACAAGAAGAAAGUUAAGAGGAACUUAAAGACCAAUAAGUAGCUUUAACCAGUCGUUAUAUACUAACCAAUCUCCUUCGGACUGUAUCAUCUAUCCCUCAUCAAGAUUGCAGGCUGCCCAGUUUUGUUAGCAUCCUGGAGAGAGCGACUGCCAUGGUCCUCCAGAAGGGUAGCAUAUAUCAAUGCGGUCGAAGCGUGAAAUCUUGCUUCGGGCAUUGCUUCUCGCUGUCGCAUCCGUAAAUUUGAACCUUUGCUUGCUGGCAUGUAUUUCAUCACUCUUGGCUGUUUUUGUUGCUGUGUGUACGUGUUAAAGAAUGUAUUGAUGAGGUUAAGAUGGUCAUUGUUCUUCGUGGGAGAUUAACUUUUGUUAUGUGGAGAGCAGGGUGGUUUCUUUUGUGAAUACUCUUGGGGAAGUUGAUCCACCCAGAAAUGUGUGACCCCCCUUCGUGUAAUAUUCCUUCAACUCAAUUUAAGAAAAGAAAUUGGUUAUCAAAA
This is a messenger RNA of Asparagus officinalis (garden asparagus), 2395 nucleotides long. RefSeq names its product protein ANTI-SILENCING 1-like. The record is from RefSeq and is a predicted model, not a curated record. The coding region runs from base 117 to 1943 and encodes 608 amino acids. Lineage: Eukaryota; Viridiplantae; Streptophyta; Magnoliopsida; Asparagales; Asparagaceae. Gene Ontology annotation, molecular function: chromatin binding; RNA binding. The transcript has 12 exons.